UACCACCAACACUGAAGUGGAAAUCUCAAGUGGAAGCUUUUUAUACAUCCUUAAGAGUCUGGACUUGUUCCUCUACAAACCAGGCAAAGAUGACCUUCUGAUGAACUUCCCAUAAAAACAAGCAGAGUGGAGUGGAUGAGUCUGAUGGGCAGAGGAGUUGGGAGGUGACCUUCACCUUCCAGCCCACACACAGCCCCUCCUGGGAGGAGAGUCUCUACAUUGAGCUCUAGAAGCUGCAGGCCUACAGAGAGGGAUGUCAUGAUGCUUUCCACCCCACACGCAGCACAAUUGGCGGUGACCACAAUAUGUCUUCCCCCCCUCCUGCUUCCACCCUCCACACCUCACUGCACAGCGCUGACUUCAGGUCUCCAAGGUUGUUUCCCAUCGGGAUGCAGCUUGUGUUGAACCACAGAUUUCACUUUCUGGAGCUGUUGUAAUGGAGUGCUACUCCGUAACCACUGGAGCUAUACAGGAAGCUGAUAUCAGAAACAGUGCAGAAGGGGAUGGAGGUGGGGAAACUCCCCCUAAGGCUUCUGAAGGAUGGAUACAACCUCCCAUCCCACGAUGCCCUGGCAGAGAUCCUACCAAAUAGGCGCUACCUUUUCAAGGGAGCGAAGACUGAGCUCCACAGAGCCCCCCAACAACAACAACAAAAGAGGCCAGCUGAGAGGCCAGAGGCUUCACAGGGCAACAGACCCAAAAUAAACCACACCUAUCAAGUACAUCAUCCACAUAAACGAACACCUUUGCAUGACUUUGAGGAUGAUUUCCACAUGGCAGAGAUCACCGAUCUCCAAACUAAGGAGGUGGAAAACUACCGUUCAGCCAUGAGUAAGAUGGCAGAAGACAUCAUAGUGCUGAGGACACAGGUGGUGACGUUGGAGUCAGAAAACAGCCAGCUCCGCACUAAUCUGUCUCUACAGCAGGACCUUGGCCGGGACCUGCUGGAUGACACCGACAUUGACGUCAUGACCAAGGCUGAGAUUUCUGACCGUAUAGUCUCUCUGAAAUUGAAGCUGGCCAGUGAGAUCAGUAAGGCUGCCUCUCAAAGGAACAGGAUCCAACAGCUGCAGAAUGACUUGAUCAAGAAAAAUGACAGUGAGAAGGAGCUACUAAAUCUUCAGAGAGUUCACCAGCUGCAACAGGAGGAUCUUCAGCGCCACCAGAGUUGCUUGGCAAAGAUAGCAACGUUGGAGGCCACAGUGAAACGGCAGGAAAAGGUCAUUGAGAAGAUGGAGAAAGCAUUGGAUGGCAAACUUAUAGAGAAGAUUAAGCAGACUGGUGACAAAAGGCUGGGGAUGAAAAAGCAAAGAGGUGAGAUUGACCAUAGAAAGGAAGAGACAGAGUCGGGCCUGGCAGCAGAAAACACUCGUCUCAGAGGAGACUUGGACCGGAUUCGCCAGCAGCCUUCCUCAGUCAUUAUACAGCAGCAAACACAGACAAAAGAAACAGUGCCACUCAAGGAGAGAUUGACUUUACUAAAUAAACUGGAGAGGGCCGAGGCAAGAGUCCAAACACUGGAGGCUCAGCUGGAGGAGAAGUCUAAAUUAUGGGGGAGACAGAAGCAAGAAAUGUUGACCAAACUGAGUGAGCACAGACACGGCUUUGUCCGGACGUCCACCAGAAUCCUUCAUAAUGUUCCUUCGAGGUCUGUAUCAGAGUUAUUGUAUCAGCAAAGCAGGCAAUUGAAAUACUGA
Etheostoma cragini (Arkansas darter) is the source of this 1697-nucleotide messenger RNA. It is a transcript of the gene ccdc33, whose product is annotated as coiled-coil domain containing 33. NCBI's taxonomy places the organism in Eukaryota, Metazoa, Chordata, Actinopteri, Perciformes, Percidae. The coding region runs from base 504 to 1697 and encodes 397 amino acids. Gene Ontology annotation, cellular component: peroxisome. The record is from RefSeq and is a predicted model, not a curated record. The transcript is spliced from 15 exons.